AUGGCGACAGGCUUGAACAUUCUCGCGGGGCCGUACGUCUUGGGCUUCCAGCUCGAACAUCAACAACUCGACGCCGUCGUCAUGCCCGACUUGCAGGGCGUGGCCAACAAUGCAGAGCUCCUUGAGCAACUUCGCCAGCGCCGCUUCGGUCCUACCGCUCACCGUCGCCCGACGCCGACGAUGGCGACGAAGCUCCCGUCCUUUGGCCCACGUCAGCGUGAGACCAAGCCGCUGUAG
Hirsutella rhossiliensis is the source of this 237-nucleotide messenger RNA. RefSeq lists its product as uncharacterized. The transcript has a single exon. Lineage: Eukaryota; Fungi; Ascomycota; Sordariomycetes; Hypocreales; Ophiocordycipitaceae. Bases 1 to 237 code for a protein of 78 amino acids. The record is from RefSeq and is a predicted model, not a curated record.